Molecule: messenger RNA, 2903 nt
Organism: Peromyscus eremicus (cactus mouse)
Lineage: Eukaryota; Metazoa; Chordata; Mammalia; Rodentia; Cricetidae
Gene: Cwc22
Product: CWC22 spliceosome associated protein homolog
Exons: 18
Coding region: 47-2614 (855 amino acids)
Biological process (GO): mRNA splicing, via spliceosome
Cellular component (GO): catalytic step 2 spliceosome
Molecular function (GO): RNA binding; protein binding
Source: RefSeq, a predicted model, not a curated record
UUGAGUACUUGUUUUUUGAACCAACUUGAGGUUUUAUCUGGUCAACAUGAAACACUCCUCUGGUCACGACAGAAGGGAGAGCCACAGUGCAUACCACCGGAACUCCUCCCCAGAAGACAGAAGUAGGGACCAAGAAAAACACAGAGAAAGGAAAAGGUCCCGGAAAUCCCCAUCUCCUGGAAGAAGAAGCCCAGAACAAGCAGUCACCCAGAGUUCUACUCAGGAAGAACCUGCCAUGAAGAAGAGGAAGGAUGAGCAGGAUCCACUGCUUACCCGAACUGGGGGAGCGUAUAUUCCUCCUGCAAAGCUCAGAAUGAUGCAGGAACAAAUUACAGAUAAGAACAGCUUAGCGUACCAGAGGAUGAGCUGGGAGGCCCUGAAGAAGUCAAUUAAUGGUCUUAUCAACAAAGUCAACAUUUCCAAUAUUAGUAUUAUUAUCCAGGAGCUACUCCAGGAAAAUAUAGUCAGAGGGAGAGGACUGCUGGCCAGGUCUGUGUUGCAGGCACAGAGUGCUUCUCCGAUCUUUACCCAUGUAUAUGCAGCUUUGGUUGCCAUCAUCAAUUCAAAAUUCCCACAAAUUGGAGAAUUAAUUCUAAAGAGACUAAUUCUCAAUUUCCGAAAAGGAUAUCGAAGAAACGACAAGCCACUUUGCCUGACAGCUUCAAAAUUUGUGGCACAUCUUAUAAAUCAAAAUGUGGCACAUGAGGUUCUAUGCCUGGAGAUGCUCACUUUGCUGCUGGAGAGACCAACAGAUGACAGCGUCGAAGUAGCCAUCGGCUUCCUCAAGGAGUGUGGACUCAAAUUAACCCAGGUGUCACCAAGGGGAAUCAAUGCUAUCUUUGAACGCCUGAGAAACAUUCUGCACGAGUCUGAGAUCGACAAAAGAGUGCAGUACAUGAUCGAAGUGAUGUUCGCUGUACGGAAGGAUGGAUUUAAGGACCACCCUGUUAUUCUAGACGGACUUGAUUUAGUAGAAGAGGAUGAUCAGUUUACCCAUAUGCUCCCCUUGGAGGAUGACUACAAUCCAGAAGAUGUUCUCAAUGUUUUCAAGAUGGAUCCUAGUUUCAUGGAGAACGAAGAAAAAUAUAAAGCUAUUAAAAAAGAAAUUCUUGAUGAAGGAGACAGUGAUUCCAACACAGACCAAGAAGCUGGAAGUAGUGAAGAUGAGGAGGAGGAAGAGGAGGAAGAAGGAGAAGAAGAGGAAGGAGGACAAAAAGUAACUAUUCAUGACAAAACAGAAAUCAAUCUAGUCUCAUUUCGGCGUACAAUAUAUCUAGCUAUUCAGUCAAGUUUAGAUUUUGAAGAAUGUGCGCACAAACUACUAAAGAUGGAGUUUGCUGAGAGCCAAACAAAAGAACUCUGCAACAUGAUUCUUGAUUGCUGUGCUCAGCAAAGGACAUAUGAAAAAUUUUUUGGAUUGCUAGCUGGGCGGUUUUGUAUCCUGAAAAAAGAAUAUAUGGAGUCGUUUGAAAGUAUAUUUAAAGAACAGUAUGAUACAAUCCAUCGCCUGGAGACAAAUAAAUUGAGAAAUGUAGCUAAGAUGUUUGCCCAUCUUUUAUAUACCGAUUCACUUCCAUGGAGUGUUCUUGAAUGUAUAAAGCUUAGUGAAGAGACCACUACAUCAUCUAGUAGAAUUUUUGUUAAAAUAUUUUUCCAGGAACUGUGUGAAUACAUGGGUCUUCCUAAACUGAAUGCAAGGUUAAAAGACGAAACUCUACAGCCAUUCUUUGAAGGACUCUUACCUCGAGACAACCCACGGAAUACCCGGUUUGCCAUCAACUUCUUCACGUCCAUAGGUCUCGGAGGUUUAACGGAUGAACUUCGAGAACAUUUGAAAAAUAUACCCAAGGUCAUCAUAGCCCAGAAACCAGAAGCUGAGCAAAAGAAACCCUCCCUGACCUCUUCGUCUUCAGCGUCCUCCUCGGAAUCUGAUUCCUCUAACUCAGACUCUGAGAGCAGCGAGAGCAGCUCAGACUCUUCCAGUGAAGGAAGCGACUCCUCAUCGUCCAGCAGUCAGAGCUCUGCCUCAGCUAAAGAUGCAAGAAAGAAGAGACGAGGGAAAACAAGAAGUGAAGAAGCAGAGAAAGCCACCAGGGGCCAGCAGACACGUGACAGGAGGCGCGAAGGAGGAAGGGAGGAUCAAAGGCACCAGGAAGGGAGGACUGAGAGAGCAAGGUCUGAGAGAGAUAGAACUCAAAACUCACGAAAUGCUGACUGGAGAAAUCCCCUAGCAAAGUCCAUGGCUGACAGAAGCCUUCCUUCCCAAGAAAAUAGUUACAGUAGAGUUGGGAAUGGCCGAGACCAAGACCUGCACAGAGAGCUGGAAGACAAGCAUGGUGAGCCAAGGAAGAAGCGACGGGAGAGAAGAGAGGAGUCUUUUUCUGAAACUGAGAAGCAAAGAACCCGAAAUCAGGACAGUGAGAGAGUCAGAAGAAAAGAUCGCUCUAAGUCAAGGGAAAGGAGGAGAAGACAUUCAGGGCAUAAAAGUGAUGAUGACAGGUAUCAGAAUGGUACUGAGAGACGAUGGGAAAAGUCUACCAGAUACUCUGACCACUCAAGAGAGUCAAGAAAUCAGGACCGGAGGAGAGAAAAGUCCCCAACAAGACAAAAAUAAUUCUAAUGACAUCUGAACAGGCCUUACACUCACUUCUGAUGUCUUUUCUACAUUGAUGGUUUUAUAGAGAACUCUUGUAUAAAGUACCUGUUUGUAUCUGUAAAUUUUAAAGCUGUUUUCUUUUUGACAUGUUUUAUAAUUGAUACAUCUCAAGGUCCUCUGUAAAUCAUAAAGAAAAGGGUCUCAACAGAGGGGUAAGUCUUAGUUUUGUGAAUAAAAGGAACAAAAAUGCUCAUUGAAUCAUUGAUUAUUUUUAAAAAAACAUUUUUCUAUGUGUCUCAUAACUAAA